Molecule: messenger RNA, 855 nt
Organism: Magallana angulata
Lineage: Eukaryota; Metazoa; Mollusca; Bivalvia; Ostreida; Ostreidae
Exons: 5
Coding region: 190-753 (187 amino acids)
Molecular function (GO): calcium ion binding
Source: RefSeq, a predicted model, not a curated record
AGCUGCUAGAUUGCGACACGUGGGGAGCCGAACAGACAACUCGGAUUGGAUAAAACCUUCUCACGACUAGAUGUACAAAUAGAGACUGAGGAAACGUCUUCAAUUUACUUGGAAAUAGCCUGUGUUAGGAGACAGGGGGUAAUUUAAGGCAGUGUAGCACAAUCUUUUGCAUAUUCUAUUGCGAGAAACAUGAUGAAAAUAUUAAUUUGGAUUGUCGCCACCAUCUGCAGUUGUAAAUGCUUUCUCGCCUUCCCCAACCACAAUGCUCACAACCCAAGGUCCCUCAAGAAACGAAAUCACGGGGCGUACGAGAGUUGUGCGAGCAUUCAGCAGCUAGAAGUUUUUCAGGCUCAAUUUUACGACUCUGUGGACAAAAAUCAAGACGGGAAAGCUACGUUUGAGGAAGUGAAGAGAUAUCUAGCCAAAUACAACCCUGUCAUUAAAGACUCAGAAGUGGAGAGGUUUAUAGCUCGCCGGGACGUAAAUGGUAACGGAGUCAUCGACUUUGUUCCGGAUUACGUGGCGGAGGUUCUGUCUCCUACAUACAGCCUCAACAAGGCCAAGGAGUGGUUCCAGCUGGAGGACUCCAACAGAGACGGUCUGGUGUCCAGGGACGAGCUGCUCACGAUCGCCAUGAACAUCGGCAUGACCCCCAAACAGGCCGCAGAAACCGUGGAUCUGUUCUAUAUGACUGGGGACAUCAACGGCGACGGGAAACUCAACUGGAAAGAAUAUUCUUCUGUUGUGAUGUGAUGAGAUGAGAACCUUUUGAUUCCAACGCUGGUUGAACUUUUGCAUAUACUGUAGCUUGUGGUUUGUAAAAAUUGCUUGAAAAUAAACCAGUACCGACUUCAA